GAGCUCGGAGGGCCGCGCCCCUCGCUCCGACUCACCGCCCGGAGCCAGACGCCAUGGCGGCCGGGCGGAUCCGGGUGCUGGCGGGCACUGCGCUGCGACGGCCAUCGCCUCGGACUGCAGACUGCGGGCAGCUGCUCAGCUUAGCGCUCUGCUCAGAUUCGGAGGGAGCCCGCGGCGGCUCUACGCCCCGCUCGCAAAGCAGGCCGGAAGGCCUUCCGGGAAGCGAAGCGUUAACUGCGGCCGAGCAGCACAUAGUGGAGCUGCACGCAACCGCCUGCGCGGCUGGCCAGCUAAACUAUGUUGAUCCAGCUACUGGCUAUGUGGUGCUCACGAGGCUGGCCCACUUGCAGAGAGGUGCUUGCUGUGGUUCUGCCUGUAGACAUUGUCCAUAUGGUCAAGUCAAUGUGAAAGAUCCAUCUAAGAAGAAGCAAUUCAAUUCCCAUUUUUAUGUUUGACAGCAAUUUCAUCUCUGUUCUGUGUCAAGUUGAACUUGUGGGUUUUUUUUUAAAUAAAGCUGUUAU
This is a messenger RNA of Nannospalax galili (Upper Galilee mountains blind mole rat), 521 nucleotides long. RefSeq names its product chromosome unknown C1orf53 homolog (gene CUNH1orf53). The coding region runs from base 54 to 455 and encodes 133 amino acids. The record is from RefSeq and is a predicted model, not a curated record. The transcript has 3 exons. Lineage: Eukaryota; Metazoa; Chordata; Mammalia; Rodentia; Spalacidae.